Myotis davidii is the source of this 1718-nucleotide messenger RNA. RefSeq names its product dachshund family transcription factor 2 (gene DACH2). The transcript has 10 exons. The record is from RefSeq and is a predicted model, not a curated record. Lineage: Eukaryota; Metazoa; Chordata; Mammalia; Chiroptera; Vespertilionidae. The coding region runs from base 130 to 1272 and encodes 380 amino acids.
UCAAGGCCUGGUAGGCCUCCUAAACGUUCCUUGGGAGUGUUGCAGGACAAUGCGCGCCUUCUGCCACAUUCAGUUCCAGGCCUCUUAUCACCAGGACUUAUCACUCCCACAGGUAUAACUGCUGCAGCCAUGGCUGAGGCAAUGAAGCUACAGAAAAUGAAGCUUAUAGCUGUGAACACUCUUCAGGGAAAUGGAAGCCAAAAUGGAACGGAAUCAGAGCCUGAUGAUCUUAAUUGUAAUACAGGUGGGAGUGAAUACUCAUGGGAUAAGGAUAAGAUGCAGUCUCCUCUUGCUGCUCCUGGACCUCAACAUGGAAUUACUCAUGCAGCCCUGGCUAGCCAGCCAGGCCUUGGGGGCGCUCCUACCCUCAAUCCACUGCAGCAGAACCACCUCCUGACCAAUAGGCUAGAUCUGCCAUUUAUGAUGAUGCCUCAUCCUCUACUUCCAGUCAGCUUACCUCCUGCAUCAGUUGCCAUGGCAAUGAAUCAGAUGAACCAUCUAAAUACUAUUGCCAACAUGGCUGCUGCAGCUCAGAUUCACAGCCCACUCUCUAGAGCUGGGGCCUCUGUUAUAAAGGAAAGGAUCCCAGAGAGUCCUUCUCCUGUUCCCUCUCUGGAAGAGAAUCAUCGCCCGGGGAGCCAGACCUCCUCCCACCCCAGCAGCAGUAUAUCCAGCUCUCCCUCUCAGAUGGAUCACCAUUCAGACAGAAUGGAAGAGGUACCAGUUCAAAUCCCAAUGAUGAAGUCAACAUUGGACAAGAUCCAACUCACUCCUGGGCAGGCAUUGCCUCCUGGAUUCCCUGGACCAUUCAUUUUUGCUGAUAGUUUGUCUUCUGUGGAAACUCUGUUGACCAACAUUCAGGGUCUACUGAAAGUGGCUUUGGAUAAUGCUCGCAUCCAGGAGAAGCAGAUUCAACAAGAAAAAAAGGAACUGCGAAUGGAGCUCUAUAGAGAAAGAGAAAUUAGAGAAAACAUUGAAAGACAACUCGCAGUAGAGCUUCAAAGCAGAACUACCAUGCAAAAGCGCCUGAAGAAGGAGAAAAAAUCCAAGAGAAAACUGCAGGAAGCUUUGGAAUUUGAAUCAAAGCGUCGGGAGCAAGUGGAACAAGCCCUUAAACAAACCACUAGUAAUGACAGUGGCCUGAGGAUGUUGAAAGAUACUGGGAUUGAAGAUAUUGAAAUAGAAAACAACGGGACUCCUCAUGACAGUACUGCUAUGCAAGGAGGUAACUGUUACUGUUUAGCAAUGUCACAACUGUUUUAUUCAGCCUGAAAGGUCCUCGCUGGCUUUACAUAAAUGAAGAUGCUUGUGAUUACAACUUAUCUCUGAAACUCCACAGCAUGGAGUUAUUUCAGUUAUGUUUAUCAGCAACACUUUGUUUACUAAAACAGCUCUUCAGUCUAAAUUGAUUUAUAAAAAAGGAAUGUGUGUGCAUUUUAAAAGUAAUGAUGUGAACUUGUCCUCACAUUAGAUUGACCAGUUUAAGACUAUGAGCUAAAUUCUCAUGGUUUAAGUAACCUGACCAUAUUUGAUGCUUUUCUAUGUUCACUUCAGCUUGGCCUUUUGUCUUUAAAAGAAAAAAAUGUGGUAUUGUGUUAGAGACUAGAAAUUUAUAUGUAUGUUUCUCUGUUCUAUGAUAUAUUAAGUUAAAGUACAACUUCUUUGUUUAAAAAAUGUACUUGCUAAACUUCAGUAUAAAUAAAAGCAUUUUGACUUUG